Messenger RNA from Achroia grisella, 1811 nucleotides. It is a transcript of the gene kra, whose product is annotated as protein krasavietz. Bases 249 to 1508 code for a protein of 419 amino acids. The transcript is spliced from 12 exons. Gene Ontology annotation, cellular component: cytoplasm; membrane. The record is from RefSeq and is a predicted model, not a curated record. Gene Ontology annotation, molecular function: protein binding. NCBI's taxonomy places the organism in Eukaryota, Metazoa, Arthropoda, Insecta, Lepidoptera, Pyralidae.
GAAAUUAUUAUAAUUACUAAAACAGAAUGUUAUAAUUAUUCUAGAAGUUAAUCUCAGUCAGGCUGUUUGAAUAACUCGUCAUAAUCGCACCGGAAAUCCGGUGACUCCGUACACGUUCGCGUUGUCUCUACCCCAAGGGAAUAGAGAACGUAGCAAGCGUUUCUUUCUUUUCUGAACAGGCGCAGUCCAAGAGAACUCGCAAAAGGAGUAAAAGGCUCCUACAUAACCUGUCAAUAUCAAUAAAUUGUAUGAGUCAGAAGGUAGAAAAACCAGUAUUAUCGGGUCAACGGAUCAAGACCAGAAAAAGAGAUGAGAAAGAGAAGUAUGACCCUAACGGGUUCCGCGACGCGCUGGUGCAGGGGCUGGAGCGCGCCGGCGGUGACCUCGACGCGGCUUACAAGUUCCUAGAUUCGGCAGGCUCCAAACUUGACUACCGCCGCUAUGGGGAGGUCAUAUUUGAUGUCCUCAUCGCGGGCGGCUUGCUACUGCCCGGCGGCUCGGUGUCUAUGGACGGCGAGUCGCCCAAGACCAACACAUGCAUCUUCACAGCCAACGACGAUAUGGACAACAUGCGUAACUUCGAACAGGUGUUUGUGAAACUGAUGCGUCGGUACAAAUACCUGGAGAAGAUGUUUGAGGAAGAGAUGAAGAAGGUCCUAGUGUACCUGAAGGGUUUCGAGCCCCCUCAACGUAUCAAGCUGGCGCGAAUGACAGCACUCUGGAUAUGCAACGGAUGCGUGCCGCCGUCAGUGCUUCUGGUGCUGGUGAACGAACACCUGCUGAAGGACAACCUGGCGCUGGACUUCGUCUUGGAGGUGUUCUCCACUGUGAAGCAGGAGCGCGGUGUCGCCUCCCUCGUCACCGCCCUCAAGAGAGGACAGCUGGAAGGCAGGCUGCUGGAGUUCCUGCCCCUCAACCGUCGCAGCGAGGAUGUGCUGGCCUCCUCGUUCGGUUCACGAGGUCUCGCUGAGCUGCUCAAACUACAUCGCGCGCAGGCCUUCCAAGAGGCGCGCCGCCAGCUAACGCAAACCCUACUGGAUGAGUUGGCAGACGAGAAGCCAGUUCGCUAUCUCAUCCAGGAGUUGCGCGAUAUGGCCGCCGCACACGACAUACCCGACUACGAAGUCGUCGCCAUCAUCUGGCAGUGCGUAAUGUCGCGCGGCGAGUGGAAUAAAAAGGAAGAGUUGUUGGCCGAACAGGCGGCCAAACAUCUGAGGCACUACACGCCGCUAUUGGCCGCGUUCGCGCAGUCGGAUAAGUCUGAAAUUGCUUUGCUCACCAAGGUUCAAGAGUACUGUUACGAGAACAUGAGCUUCAUGCGCGCAUUCAGCAAGCUGGUACUGAUGCUGUACAAGACCAAUGUUCUCUCCGAGGAGGUGAUACUGAAGUGGUACCGCGAACCGAACUCCAGCAAGGGCAAGGUGAUGUUCCUCGACCAGAUGAAGAAGUUUGUGGAGUGGCUCCAGAGUGCUGAGGAGGAGUCGGAGAGUGGUGAAGAAGAGGAUUAGUGUAAGAGCAGCGAGUGAGACUGACAAGACACGCCCCCCCGACCGACCACACAGACGGACAGACAGACGCAGCGACGGACACACGGACACGGGGCGGAGCCGCCGACACCCGCGCGCUCGCACUAUAAUAACUAUAUAAUAAUAAUAAUAUAAAUAAUAAUGAUAAUUGUUAAACGGCAGACGAGGCCGCGCGGGCGUUUCUGAAACUGUAUUAUUGUUCAUUUCUAAAGUAACAUGUUGAGGAAAUACAAUAUUUUUUAUUCAAUUUUUUUAGGAAAAUUCCAAUAAAUUGUGGUAACACAC